Talaromyces proteolyticus is the source of this 3423-nucleotide messenger RNA. RefSeq names its product putative GATA transcription factor. Gene Ontology annotation, molecular function: zinc ion binding. Bases 1 to 3423 code for a protein of 1140 amino acids. The record is from RefSeq and is a predicted model, not a curated record. NCBI's taxonomy places the organism in Eukaryota, Fungi, Ascomycota, Eurotiomycetes, Eurotiales, Trichocomaceae. The transcript is spliced from 4 exons. Gene Ontology annotation, biological process: rDNA heterochromatin formation; silent mating-type cassette heterochromatin formation; regulation of transcription by RNA polymerase II.
AUGGAAGAUCAGGAUGGUAUUACCGUCCGUGCUAUGAGGUUGAAGGUGUUGUAUACAUUCGAUGACGAGAACAAAACCAAUUGUCUAGCCCGUUGGCCGCAGCUACUCGAUAUCCAAACAGCUUAUCUCGAUGAAAAUACUCAGAUAGGUGUUAUAGAGCUGAAGACAUGCAUCCAAGCAAUCGUGUCUGCCAGCCCAGAGUUGGUGGCAAAACUCGGCCAGGAUUACACCGUCUACGCUUAUGACUACUCCGAGUAUGAGACGCCUUUGGUUGGGCAAGGUAUGCUGUCGUGGGUUUUGGCGUCUGCAUCCCCUACGCCAAACGCCCCAGCACACCAGUCUAAGACAAUCGUCACCGGGCGUGUGAGCAAAAAUGUUCUCGGGCUCUUUUCCAAAGGGGCACAGGAAACACUCGAAGUCAAGCUCCGGCUCGUUCCUGUUCCUACCGUUAUGCAAAGCGAAUAUCUUGAGAGCAUGCAACGCUACAGAGAACUCAGCAACAUCAUUCCACAGGGGUUUGAUUCCCAGGCGUGGUCAUCGUUUGUUCAGCAAAAUCCUAAUGUUUUCACUCAACGCGCACAAUUGAUGGAGCGCUCAAACUCGUCAUCCAUGGAUCAUUCCGGCAUCGAACGAUUCCAUCAACUUCUUAGCGCAGGAUCGACUCCUCGAGAAUUUCCUUCAACGCAUCCAGAAUCAGCAGCACCCUCCCCUGUGGACCUGGAAAGCCGGUGCGGUACCCCAAUUGGGAUUCAACAGAACAGCCAACAACUACGGCAGAUUCUUCCUAGUCUUGAAAGGAGAGGCAGCGAGACAUCUAUCCGCCCGUUAUCUCGAGGAUCUAUGUACGAGGCCGAUUUUCAGAGACCAUCUGCAGGCGUUCGUCGAAGCUCCUUCUAUUCUGGAUAUGGAAGUGGUGAUGAGACAACGGAGAACCCCCCUCGCAAACGUGCCCGGCUUUUUAGAGCAGACACAACUGGAAAAGAUGACUUGAAUAUCGAAAAGCAGCCAGGUUCCUUGCGUGUGGCUGCAAGCACAGCGGCAUCCGUGCGAAUCCAUCGCCCAACCCCUAUUAAUGCCAGUCAUUCUUCUAUUACCAGAAGUGCCCUGGAAGAACCCGUCCGUCCACCAACCCCAAUUUCACGCGCUUCAAAUGACGCAACCCGACGAAGUCGUCCUCCCCCAAGUCUUCUUCGUGAAUCAUCUACGAACAGCACUGCGACCACAUAUAAAUCACCUUAUCCCGCAUACGACGAUGCUCCUUCAACGGACCUGCCUACUACAUCACCUGAUGAUCAUCGUUACCAGGGUAUCUUUGAAUCUCAAAUCAACAUGCCCUCGUCCCCACCUAUCAUGGACACUGGAUUCCCUAGUCGCUCAAGCCCUGUCCUUCCACCGUUGCCAAUUCCAGAUUCCGGAUUUAUGAGCGCGACACUCGAGGAUCUCAUGGAUGAAGACGGCUGCAUGCGGCCAAAUUUGAAUGAGAGUAACCUCUUAGCCAUGGCUGGGCAAACGGGAGAGAAUCAUCAAAUUUUGACGGGGAAUCAAAACUCGGCAAAUAACAACCAUUUAGUGACUAGACAUCAACACGAUUCUUUUUUAGAGAGUGAUGGCCCGUAUGAAGCAACGCCUAAAGAGGCACCAACUCUUCCGCCUCAACGUGCUUCUACGGCAUCUCGACCUUCUUCCAGGGCAAGCACGAGAGCACCACAGAAGCUUGCGCCUGCACCGAUAUCUCAAAGUGAAAUUGAGCAACUGAUAAAUUCAAUUCCUGCGAGCGACCCUGUUAUGCCACAGCAAGGCUACCUACAGCAUGCACAUACAUGGGCCGGGUCGAUGAGUGACCUACCCAGUGCCGAAACCCCAGCACCGCAGCCUUUUGAAGAUGGUGGAAAGAUACGAAGCGGAGCAGGGGCCAGAAGAGUGAGACAAGUUCAGGCCCGUCUAGAAAACUGCAUUCGAGAGGGUCAGGUCCCACCUUACUGCAACAAUUGCGGUAAUAUUGAGACCCCCACCUGGAGAAGAGCCUGGUCAAAGGACACUGAAGGAAGUGAGCAGGAUGCAAAUGACUGUCUUAAAGACCCUCUGAUACUCUUUUGGACUGCUUUAAAACGGGAUAGUGAUGAGAAGGUUAUCAAAUUCCGGCUCUACAAAAAGACACUGGUGGAUGCAGACAAAGAUUUCGACCAGAUCCUACUCUGCAAUCCUUGUGGUCUUUGGCUGCAGAAGUUUAAAAGCAUGCGUCCUGAGAACAAAUGGAACAAGCAGCCCGCAAAAGACAAACGGAAGCGAUCAUCCCGAAGCCGUAAAGGACCGUUGUCCGGCGGUGUGUUUUCAGCUACUCGAAGCCGAAGUAGGACGCAGAUGUCACUUCCACCUGGAUCUUCCCCAGCCCAUACAGAUGCGUCUUCUCCAGCGGGUGAGAAUGGUUCUACAGCGGGUGAUGAUGGAGUAACCCCGGCUGUGGAGAAUGAUCACGAGAACGACAACAAUGAAAAUGAAGGAGACGAGCAGAACCACCCAGCCAAACGUGCCCGUGCAAGCAGCGCAGAACCAACGCGUACAACAGAUAGCGCUCAAAGCCGGUGGGACGAGAACGCUGCCAUGGAGGCGCUGAGACGCGCGAUUCAGUCAAGUCCAGCUCGCAAUCUUGAUAGUCGAUCAUUGCAGUUGAACGGAGAGAGCCUUACUCCGAAACCGGUUAGAAGGACCUUGUUCCCGAAUGGGAAUGAUGGGCCGUUGAAGAAACUGGGUGAGUCCUUAAUGAACAGUCCACGCCGAAGUCCUCGCGUUGCUUCACGAGGUUCUGAGAAGACAGUAGCAGACAAAGAAAACACUGCAUCUGCUACUGACCGCAACCUGGACGAUCUAUUCAACAGUUCGUCCUUCGACUUUGCCAUACCCACGACGCCGACGCCUAAACGACGAACCCCCCGUUCUGAACGAAGAUUAUCACUACCCGAUUGCUCUCCGAGUGCCAACAGAAAUAAGAACGCCACAUCAGUCCUAUCGUCAAAUACGCAAGAGAUGAACAAGCAUUCGCGUGCCAUAUCUGACAAAUCUCCCCUGGCAGAUGACGCCAUGCAAAACAAGGACAGCUUCGGGGGAGUGGGAGACAUGGUUCUAGACGAUCUGUUCCAGUCAUGGCAAUCUCUACCUCAAUCGGAUGCAUACAACCCAUUCUCCGACUGGUCUCCGACACGUGGAAAUAUCAACACUGGGCUCCAUUUCGGAGAUGACUACAAUGAUGAUGAAGCUAUUAUUAAUGCGAUGCUGUCGGAUCCUGAAUACAAGUCAACCGCAGACUUGAGCUCCGUCUUUCCGCCCCCCACAACUACAUCUACAGUCACAGCUAUCCCGACAUUGGAUACUACUUCCAGCAACGCCCCGGAAAGCAAUUCUCAGGCUGCCGUCCCCUCCGUUUAA